Messenger RNA from Xenopus tropicalis (tropical clawed frog), 705 nucleotides. It is a transcript of the gene or11am2, whose product is annotated as olfactory receptor family 11 subfamily AM member 2. Gene Ontology annotation, cellular component: membrane; plasma membrane. Bases 1 to 705 code for a protein of 234 amino acids. Gene Ontology annotation, biological process: detection of chemical stimulus involved in sensory perception of smell; signal transduction; G protein-coupled receptor signaling pathway. The transcript has 2 exons. The record is from RefSeq and is a predicted model, not a curated record. NCBI's taxonomy places the organism in Eukaryota, Metazoa, Chordata, Amphibia, Anura, Pipidae. Gene Ontology annotation, molecular function: olfactory receptor activity; G protein-coupled receptor activity.
AUGGUUAUUGUGCCCACCCUGCUCAGAGCCUUGAUGAAUGAAGGAGCUAAAAUACCCCUUAUUGGCUGUAUUGUACAACUUUAUUUAUUUGCUGUCACUGACAUUUUCCAGUGUUUCCUUUUAAGUGUGAUGUCCUAUGACAGAUAUCUGGCCAUCUGCAAUCCCCUGCGUUAUUCUUCACUAAUGAGCCACAGAGUCUGUGUUAAACUAAUUGUCAUGUCAUGGCUGCUUGCCCUUAGCUUGACACUAGUUACAUUGAAAACUGUAGCUACACAAGAGUUCUGCAACCAAAAUACCAUCAACCAUUUCUUCUGUGAUUACUUUCCUCUCCUGGAACUUUCCUGCUCAGACACCUCCUUGGCACGGAUAUUGACAAAUACAUUCUCUUUGCUUGUGACUAUUUUCCCCUUCAUACUCAUCAUUGGAUCCUAUAUCUGUAUUGCCCAUGAAAUCCUAAAGAUAGUGUCCAGUAUUGGGAGACAGAAAGCCUUCUCCACCUGCAGCUCCCACUUGGCCGUGGUCUCCAUAUUUUAUGGGACUCUCAUUGGUAUUUAUAUGGUUCCCACAGGAAACCAAUCACAGACCAUUAGCAAACUCCUUUCCCUUUUAUACACUGUAGUGACUCCUUUUAUUAACCCAAUGAUUUACAGCUUGAAAAGAGGACCAAUAGCCCAUGAACACGCGGUUCCCAUUUCUCGACUGUGA